Messenger RNA from Thamnophis sirtalis, 674 nucleotides. The record is from RefSeq and is a predicted model, not a curated record. Lineage: Eukaryota; Metazoa; Chordata; Lepidosauria; Squamata; Natricidae.
AUGCUGUUGCUGAUGCAAAGAAGGCUUUAGCACUCGAGCCCAAUAAUGCUGUAGCUUUUCUCAGGCAAGGAAUCGGUGAAUAUUAUAUGAGAAAUUAUGAUUCCGCCCUGAAGUCUUUCACUGAGGGGGAAACACAGGAUGGUGCUGAUUCCGCCUUUCCCACCUGGAUUAAAAGAUGCGAAGAGGCCCUCCGUGGGCCUGGAUCACAAGAGGAAAUGGUAAGAUUUUUUCCCAAUAGAUUAAUUUGCAGAUUAAUUGAUUAAGAUGUAAUUGUAAUUACCUUUAAAAUAGCUUUUCCUUGUUCCACGUCAAAUUUGUCUUUUUUUUAAAAAAAAAAAGGUAAGCUGUAUCCUGUAGUUGUGUGACAAUAACUAUCUGUUAUUUUUCAAUGACACAAUGAUAAAUAUCAUCUGCAGUGUAAAACUAAUAUAAGGAGAACAAGUUUUGUCUAGUAAUUAAGGCGCCAGGCUCAAAAUUAAGAUUAUAAACGGUAGACCCGCCUUACGGGAGGACAACAAGCUGGGUGACUUUGGACCAAUCACCAGGAGACUGUGAGUUCUAGUCGCACCUUAAGUAGGAAAGCCGGCUGAGUGACUUUGAGCCAAUCACCAGGAGAUUGCGAGUUCUAGUCCUGCCUUAGGCAGGAAAACUGGCUGAGUGACUUUGGGCCAAUC